AUGUCUGUGGGUCUGAAUUUUAUUAUUGAACAUUUACAAAGAAGAAUUAAACUUGAAUUUGAUGCUGUUAUUGCUGAAUUUAAAAAGGAAAAGGAAGCACUCAUUGAUAUUAAUUCCAAACUUCAUACUAGGAUUGAAGAGUUAGAACACGAAAAGAAAAGGAUUGAUGCUAGAAUUUGGGACCUAGUGACGGGAGUUAGUGAGCUAGAAAUUACCACUAGGGCUUUAGAUGAUCAAUAUGAAGAGAACAAUGCUAGAAUUGUGAAAUUAGAACAGACUCAAAAAUCGUACGAUUAA
Molecule: messenger RNA, 297 nt
Organism: Entrophospora sp. SA101
Lineage: Eukaryota; Fungi; Glomeromycota; Glomeromycetes; Entrophosporales; Entrophosporaceae
Source: the annotation of a GenBank genome assembly